Molecule: messenger RNA, 753 nt
Organism: Acyrthosiphon pisum (pea aphid)
Lineage: Eukaryota; Metazoa; Arthropoda; Insecta; Hemiptera; Aphididae
Exons: 2
Coding region: 287-655 (122 amino acids)
Source: RefSeq, a predicted model, not a curated record
UUUUUUAUAAUGUAUAAACAUUUUAUUUAACACUUUUAACUGUCAACAUAUUUUAUUUUUCAUAAAAUUUUUCUGCCUUUAUUAUUGACACGCAUCACGCUUUUACUCUUUUAAAUUAUAUAGCUUUGGAAUCAAUUGUUCACUAUUGUUUUCAAAUCCAAAGCAUUAGAAAUCAUCAUAACCCAAGCCGCGAUUUCAUUGGCGCAGGACUCCACAGGUACUUUAAAAUAGGAAUUACAGUACGAAGACAUAAUAUCAUAUUGUGUUAUUAUUUUUACCGGUCAUUAUGUCCGAAGCGCCACAGCCACAAGAUUUGUUCAGCUUACCGUACGAGCUACUCGAAAUGUUUAGGACAAUUAAGCUCGAUUACACUAAUAUUUCUCAAGAGAAACUUUUCAACAGAUACCGGACAAUGUGCUCACAUCUGAUAGUUGUAAAUUAUGUCAAUAUUCCAGAACGAGGUGUAUACUGUGAACAAUGUAUACAAUUUAAAAUGGAACAGGAUGACCAGGUGUGGAAAUACGUCAACACUUCUUUUGUAAUUAAAAACCAAAUAUACACUAGUGAAGAUUCUCGAAUUCUUAUCAAUCUAUACUAUUUGAAAUGUGACGAGUGUAAUCAAUUAUUGGCAAAAUUUGUCCGACCAGUACCGUAGAUACAGUAAAAAUGAACACUAUAGGUAACAAGAACCUACAUUUUUAACACACUAUAUUUUUCGGAAAAAAUAUAUAUAUCAGCUUUAACAUUAUCUUA